Liolophura sinensis is the source of this 2262-nucleotide messenger RNA. RefSeq names its product katanin p60 ATPase-containing subunit A1-like. Gene Ontology annotation, cellular component: microtubule cytoskeleton. NCBI's taxonomy places the organism in Eukaryota, Metazoa, Mollusca, Polyplacophora, Chitonida, Chitonidae. Gene Ontology annotation, biological process: microtubule severing. Gene Ontology annotation, molecular function: ATP hydrolysis activity; microtubule severing ATPase activity; ATP binding. The record is from RefSeq and is a predicted model, not a curated record.
AACCAAUCAAAAUGCCUUUUGUAAUAAGCUUUAGAAGUUAGAAUUCCUUUCAGUGACAGCAGAAAAAAUACCCAGCCAUGAGUUUAACAGAGAUCAGUGAGAACACCAAGAUGGGGCGUGAAAAUGCUCUGCUGGGCAACUACGACACUUCUCUGGUGUAUUAUCAGGGUGUGAUCCAACAGAUACAGAAACUACUGCUCACUAUCAAAGAUCCCUCUCGAAAACAGAAGUGGCAGCAGGUGAGGCAGGAAAUUGUAGCAGAAAUGGAGCAUGUGAAGGACAUCACUCAGAUCCUGUCCAGUUUUAAAGCAGAAAAUAACCGAGCGUAUGGAAGAGGGGGAGAUAACCCUGGGGAUUUUUGGUCUCAUGAUGAUUACUGUCGUCAUGAGGAGCCCACCAGAGAUCCAGAUGUCUGGCCUCCUCCCACUCCAGUAGAACAUAAGCCAUCUCCACCAAUCAGAGGAGGUGUAAGAGCAGCAGCCCGUAAACCUGACCCUAAAGGAGGCCGUGCGGGUAGAGCUCCCUCAGGCAAUGACCGUGUCAGACCUGCUGGUAAUGCUGAUAGACGAGGGGCCGACCGAGGACGAGAUAACAGGGCAGAGCGGCCAGUUAGGGGCAAAGACAGGGAGAAAAAGGCUGCUGAUGAGGAGGAAAAAGAGAAGAGGUUUGACCCCAGUGGUUAUGACAAGGAUUUGGUGGAGAACCUGGAGAGAGACAUCGUACAGAAAAACCCAAAUGUACACUGGGAUGACAUAGCUGACCUGACAACAGCGAAGAAGUUACUGGAAGAGGCUGUUGUUUUACCCAUGAUGUUGCCAGAGUUUUUCCAGGGCAUUCGCAGACCAUGGAAGGGUGUUCUCAUGGUGGGGCCACCUGGCACAGGAAAGACGAUGUUAGCCAAAGCUGUGGCUACAGAAUGCCAUACUACCUUCUUUAAUGUCUCUUCAUCAAGCCUCACAUCCAAAUAUAGAGGGGAAUCUGAAAAACUGGUCCGGCUCCUCUUUGAAAUGGCUCAGUUCUAUGCGCCAAGUACUAUAUUUAUAGAUGAGAUAGAUUCUAUAUGUUCCAAGAGAGGCUCUGACUCGGAGCACGAGGCCAGUAGACGAGUGAAGUCAGAACUGCUUGUUCAGAUGGAUGGUGUGACAGGUGCUACAGGCAAUGACCCCUCUAAGAUCGUAAUGGUUUUGGCUGCGACUAACUUCCCCUGGGACAUAGAUGAGGCCUUAAGAAGGCGGCUAGAGAAAAGGAUCUAUAUCCCUCUGCCGACAGUGGUGGGUCGUGAGGAGCUGCUCAAGAUUAAUCUGAAGGAGGUAGAGAUUGACAGUUCUAUCAACCUGACCAUGAUAGCAGAGAAGCUGGACGGUUACUCCGGAGCAGACAUCACUAAUGUCUGCAGAGAUGCUGCUAUGAUGCCUUUCCGCAGAAGAAUCCAGGGUUUAACACCAGAGGAAAUCCGCAAUGUUCCCAAAGAAGAGUUGAUACUGCCCGUAUCCAUGGCUGACUUUGAGGAGGCCAUGAACAAAGUCAGCAAAUCUGUGUCUAAAGCAGAUCUUGAAAAAUAUGAGGCUUGGAUGAAAGAAUUUGGAUCAACAUGAGGGACUACAAAGCACGCUGAAGAUUGCUACAGAAAACUGCCUGUUCACAAAAGAUGUGAUUUCUCAUGAGAAGAGGUUUUCUAUGCUGAUAGUAUUAAAUUAAUUGUAUUUUCAUUUAUACAUAGAGAAGUAUAACCCACUGAAGUAGUCAGUCCAGGCACAGUUUUGGUCUUGCACAAACAAAAAAAAGACAUUCCAUGCAAACCCAUUGGAAGUCAAGAAAAAAUUGUCAAUUGGCACAGUCAUUGCCUUUUCACUCACAUGCACAAUCAUGACUAAAACCUGUUUUGUACAUUCUUUACCAUAAAUUAAAUGACUUUAGCAGCAAAGCCACUUUUUGUGAUCUGUACUAGCUGAUAAGGAUCUUACUCGGCUUUCAAACUUUAAUCCCUUCUUGAUUGAUUGAUUAAUUUGUGUUUAAACAAAUGCUCAAGAAUUUUUAACUUGUAUGAUGGUGGUCAUAUUUGUGGGUGGAGGAAACUGGGCUAAACUCCGGACCUUCUUUGUAUACUAAUCUUAUUGAGUAAAAUACUGGUGAUUUAUCAGCUGUUUUAUCCGAUGAGCUCUUAACAGAUGUAUAAUGCAUUUCAACAAAUGCAGUAGUUUUGUUUAUACACAACCUUUGUCAGGAUUGUGGGAAGGAGAAAGCACGGAACAUUGGCAACCA